Messenger RNA from Pomacea canaliculata, 8205 nucleotides. RefSeq names its product eukaryotic translation initiation factor 4 gamma 1-like. NCBI's taxonomy places the organism in Eukaryota, Metazoa, Mollusca, Gastropoda, Architaenioglossa, Ampullariidae. Bases 130 to 5049 code for a protein of 1639 amino acids. Gene Ontology annotation, molecular function: mRNA binding; protein binding; translation initiation factor activity. Gene Ontology annotation, cellular component: eukaryotic translation initiation factor 4F complex. The transcript is spliced from 31 exons. The record is from RefSeq and is a predicted model, not a curated record.
GACCGUUGACCCGGAAACACUCCGAAUUCUUCCGAUAUAUGCCGAAGCCGUCUCCAGCAAGGAGAAUGAGCUUGAAAAGUUCAAUUUAGACGGUCCUACUGGACUUUCAAGAUCGCUUUUCAUGUUGAGAUGAACGGGCCAAGAGGGAAAACAUCGCCUCCCGUUCAGAUAACCGCCCAGCAUUCUCAGAGAACGGUAUCUGCACCACAAAGAGGCCAAACGCCACCACUACGACAGUACGAAGAGCAACACACUUAUUUGCCGUCUCAUCAUUUCCAGGGGCCAACAUAUGCUGACAUGUCAAAACAAGCGGUGGCCUCAGGGCGUAUGCCUAGUCAGAACAUAGUGCCACCACCCCAGGGCCAGUAUAUGCGUGGACAGCCGCAAACUUUCUACAUCGAGCAGCAGGAUCCUAACGUGUGGACACAGUCUCAGCCAUACUAUAUGCCAAAUCAGCAACCGAUGCGACAGCCACGCAUGCCAUUGAGCAACAAUGGACAAGUGAACAACACUGUGUUCAUCAGUGGCGUCCCAAGCAUGUCUUUCCAGCUACCACCUGGUAACAUAUCAUAUGGCAAUCCAGGGGUCCAAAUACUGCAGCAACCUAACCAGUAUAUGCGAAUGAACUAUACUGUUCCCCAGCAACAGCAGUUACCUGGAUACCUUCCACAGUAUCCCAAUCAGGGUGGGGCCAGUUAUCCAGCACCUGUGUAUUAUUCUCAGCAAAUGACUGUUGGUGCCCCUGGUAAUCCAAACAGGCCACCAUCUGCUGGACCUCAAGGAUCCUUGGGGCCUCAGACUGCCUACAGCAAAGAAAAAAGGAGAAACCCGGGAAUAACUAUACAGGACCCAAAUACAGGGCGUGAUGUUACGCAAGAAAUAAUUUCUGGGGCAAGGCCAGCUUCUCGAGAAUCUGAUAUGCAGGACAGCUCAGGAACUAACAGUGUUGCAACUGAGUUUGCUGAAAAAGUAGCAGCAGUGCUGAAUACUACCAAAAACUUACCUGAUAGUGAAAUGAAGCCUCAUCAUCAGGAGUACUCUCCCAUGAGUCUUCAUGGUAUGCCCUCACCGCAUACAAGUGUGUCACCGGCACCCCCCCAGGUGCAGCACAAACACCCACUAUUAACACAACCACCACAAAUGGUUGUGGCACCACAGUCACAAGAAAUGUCACAGGAGACAGUUCAAGACAACUUUCCAUCUGUGGUGAAUGGUGAACAAGAACCUGAAACAGAUAUACAAAUGGUAACAGAUGUAGUUCUGCAACCUUCCCAAUCCCAUCCCACCCACACCUUGGCUAGAACAGAACCUGAAGUGGUUACCCACAAAACAGAAGAAGUAGAGGUUCCUAGCCAGUUACCUGUUUCGCCGCCAACCUCACCAGUAAAACCUGAUUCAGAGCAAAUUCCUGAGCAUCUCAUUAAAGCACAGGAGGCAGGAGACAGUCAAGCAUCACAAGAAGCUUCUCAGCCCCUUAUUCCGAAGGAGGAGGUUGCAGUGGCAAAUAUCCCAGAAGUACCAACCCCUGCUUUGCAGUCUGCUGGGGAUCCCAGUGCCAGUAUGUCAAGAAGAACAGAAGAAGCUAUUUCUAAUCCCCUCUCCAUUCCACAAGAGACACCAAAAGAAGAGUGCAAAAUUGAUACUUCACGGCCUGUGGCAAACUCCAAAGAUGGACGCAAGAGCAAGCGCAACAAAAAAGAUCUGAACAAGAGAGGCGAGUCUAAAGAAGGCACCGAUAUGGAUGCAUUUUACGAUGCCAAGAAAGAGGAACUUUUUGCAAAACCUCCCAGUGAGAUGGAAUCAGAUGCAUCCUCUAGUACAUCAUGCCAGUUGAUUGGCACUGAACAGGCAGAUUCUUUAUCUAAGCCCCCUGAGUCUGAACUAGUGAUAGAAAUUGAACCUGAAACAAAAGAACUGGAGGAGCAGGAGCCUGACAGCAUUUCACCACCACCAGAGGUGAAGGUCCAGGAGUUUGAAGAACCUGAAGUAAAUUUAGAUUCUGCUGCUGAGGUCACUCCAGAGAUUUUGCCUGCAGAAUCUGAUAAAACAGAAGUGUUGAAGAAAGCUGUCAAUGGCUUUGAGCUGAAGUAUAGUUACAGAGAAGAUCAGUGGUCUCCAUUAAAUCCUGAGGGCAAGAGACAGUAUGACCGAGAGUUCCUGCUAAUGCUUCAAAGCAUCCCAGAGUCAUGCCAGAGACCUCAAAAUCUUCCUGAAAUUCCUGACAUUAUCUUGGACAAGAUCUCACCUAUGAAAACAUCUGGAUCCCUCUCAUCAAAGUCUUUUCCAGAUUUUACUCCUGGUUUCUUUUCCAUCAAAUCUAACCAGCGUUCUGGCAACACUGCUUCAAUAAGCAAACGCGGAAGCCACCAGAGAAGAGGGGUUUCAGGUACAUCUGAGCAGAGAGUUAUAACAACAAGAGUCACAGAGGUGCAACUCCACAAAAGUGAAAAUGCAUAUAGGCCUGGGGUCCAUUCAGAUAAUGUGCCUAAAGAGGAUAUGGAUACUCAGAAAUUGUACCGAAAUGUCAAGGCCAUUCUAAACAAGCUUACGCCACAAAAGUUUGACACACUUGUGCAGCAGGUUCUUCAACUGCCUAUUAAUACUGAAGAGCGACUAAAAGGAGUCACUGAUCUUGUUUUUGAGAAAGCAUUGAGCGAACCAAACUUCUCGGUUGCCUAUGCCAGCAUGUGUAAGAGCUUGUUGACCCUGAACAAGGUCCCAUCUUCAACCAAAAAGGGUGAAUUCGUUCAGUUUCGCGCAGUCUUGUUAACAAAAUGUCAACGAGAAUUUGAAUCUGAUAAGAAGGCUGAACUGGAUUUAACAGAACGAGAAAAAGAAAUUGAAUCUGCUCCUGAAGAAAAGAAAGCAGAACUCAGGGAAGCUCUUGCUGAAGCAACAUUAAAGGCUCGCCGACGUUCCACGGGCAAUAUCCGCUUUAUUGGUGAGCUGUUCAAGCUCAAAAUGUUGACUGAAAACAUUAUGCAUGAUUGUGUCUUCAAGUUACUGAAAAUGAAGGAUGAAGAGAGUCUAGAAUGCUUAUGUCGCUUGCUUGCUACUAUUGGAAAAGAGCUCGAUACACAAAAAGCAAAGAUUCGUGUUGAUCAAUAUUUUAGUCAGAUGCACAAAAUAAAGAAUGAUAUGUCACUUCCAUCACGUGUGCGCUUCAUGGUACAAGAUGUAAUUGAAUUACGUCUGAAUAAUUGGGUUCCCAGGAGAAAUGAAUCACGUCCCACCACCAUUGACCAGAUUCACAAGGAAGCUGCUGAAGAACAGCUACAACAGAAGUUUUUGAUGUCUCUCCCAAUGCCUAAAAUGGAUCAGCAGGGCCAAGGUGCACAACGUGGAAAAGGUGCACCAAAAGGAGGCAGAGGAUCUAUGGGUGGGCCUUCAGAAGAUGGAUGGAACACAGUAAGCUCCAAAGCAAUGAGAUCUAUUGAUGCUUCUAAAAUGAAAUUAUCACGGCAAAAUGUUGAUGAGAACAUCCAGCUUGGUCCAGGAGGUGGAACCAAAUUUUCAAUGUGGGGAAAAGGCAGUCAAGGAGGAGGAUCUCGUUCACAGGAGGCAGAAAAGCCAGCAGGAAAUAGGUACAGUUUGUUAAACAGCAUGCAUGAAGGUGAUAAUCGGCGUAGCUUUGGUCGAAGUCCAGCACGAGGAGACAGUCAUGGACGACAGGACAGCAGACGUGACAGGGAUCGGGACAGGGACAGGGAUCGGGAUUCUGGUGCAUUUGCUCGACCUAAAGCAGUAUCACGAUCCUCACAAGAAUCAGAGAGAGAACGAGAACGAGCUGUUGCCAGUACAAGAAUUAUUCUCAGUACUGCUGGUGGAGGUGCUGGUAGUGGUUCCUCCAAUCCUCCUUCUCGUGAUGCAAGUCGUGACAACAGCAGGUCACGAGACAGGCCACAGGCAACAGCCAGGCCUGGUACUGGACCAGAUGCCACAACCAUGACACAAGAUGCCAUUGAAAACAAAACAAAAGCAAUCAUAGAGGAAUACUUGCAUAAUCAGGAUAUUGUCGAAGCAACUGAAUGCUUUGCUGAAUGGCGUAACCUGGAGAAGGGUGCAUUUGUGUCAAGUAUCAUUACCAUGGUAUUAGAGCGAUCAUCGCAAGCACGUGUCAGCAUAGGCGACUUCUUGUUUCACCUUGCUAAAAUGCAACUUCUUAAUACCGACGAACUUAUGAGCGGGUUGAAAGAAGUUCUAGACUUGGCUGAAGAUUAUGAAAUUGAUAUACCAAAGAUUUGGGAGUACCUUGGUGACAUAAUUGGGCCUAUGGUCUUGGACAACUCAGUUCUGCCAUUGCAGUUUCUUCGUCAAGCUGUUAAGGGACUUAUUGAAAGCAGUGGCAAAAUAAAGACUGCGCCACUUUUGGCUCAGUCUCUUAAGGUCGCCUGCCAAAGAAAGCCCCACAGUCACAUAGCAGCUCAGUGGCGAGCAGCUGGUUUGAAAAUAACGGAUUUUGUUGAAGCAGACACAGUUGUAUCUUUUAUUCAAAAAAAGGAGUUAGGAUGGCUGGAGGCAGGGGCCGAUGCACCAUCCACUCCCCCUGCAGUAGCCACUCACUCACCUGGGUGGAUCCAGGAACGAUUAAUUGAACGGCUGAGUGAAAAGAAUAAUGACAGCGAAAAAAUAUUUGACUUUAUUGAGGCAAACACUUCCGAGGAGGAGCAGAGAUCAAAACAAUUUAUACGAGAACUGAUGACAGCUGUUUGUCAAAAUGCAAUAUCUGGAGGAUCAGGCAAUGCCAAGCUCAUUCCAGAAAAUAUUCACUAUCGAAGGCCAGUCUUGGUAAAAUAUUUAGAGGCAAAACCUGAAAAUGAACUUCAGGCGCUAUAUGCUCUUCAGGCUCUUGUCCAUAGCUUGGAACAUCCACCAGGUCUUCUUCGUAAUUUCUUUGACAUUUUGUAUGACGAAGAGAUUAUUAAUGAAGAUUCCUUCAACCGAUGGGCAGCCAGUGAUGACCCAGCGGAACAGGAGGGAAAAGGUGUUGCAAAACUAAACACUACUCAGUUCUUUGUGUGGCUAAGGGAAGGAGAGGAAGAGAGCUGACCCUUCAGCAGGUGUUAGCUUCACAUUGUAUGAUGUAUUUAUUUUCCUCCCCUCAACCCCUCCUUUUCAAAGGGGAAAGGUUUUGUGUACAGAAAGCUUACUGUACAUACAUUGUUUGAGGUCAUGAUUGGGUUUUUUUCUUUCUUUUUUGUGUAUGGCAAUGACUUGUUUCCUAUUAUAUGCUGUGGACUUAAGCAUGCAACAGAAGGUUGACUCUUUAAACACUAUUGCUGUAUGUUUACGUAUGGAUGGUUGUUGAAAGGAAUGAGUAUUGUGUACUUGAAAAAAAAAUGUGAUGUUAGAAACUGUGGCAAUGGGUUUUUUCCCCUGGGAUCCCGAUGCCGCAGGAUGGUUCUGAUACUUGCAAGGGAGUUAUAGCAGACCGCUUAUCUUUGGUUACAAGGCCAAAGGAAAUCAUUGCCCCAUGACCUAUAAAAUGUUCACUUUUUUCCCUGUGCCUCUUGUUAUCUUUUAGUGAAGUCACUGCCUGACACAUGAUCUGCCAUUUAUUCCAGAUGAUGUCAGCUGGUCUUGUUACCCUCCCAUUUUCCUGUCUUUGAAAUCUCUCACCAUGAAAAAUGUUUUUUAAUGAUUGUUACAAAAUUUACUCUGAACUGUGAGCAUUGAUUUAUUGGAUUUCAUAUGGCUUUCAUCUUGGUCAGGGUUAGAUGAAUACAAUCCAUUCUUGUAGUCUGGGAUUGAUGGUUGGACAAAAGAUAAACUGUUUUUGUGACCUGUAGAUUGUGCGGCAAAGGGCUUCUGUUCAUAAGACAGCAUCGGCUAGUCAUUGUGUCAUGUUUAAUUUUUAAAAAAAUUUCCCCCAUCUGCCACAAUAGAUUUUUGACAUUACUAUAGUAAAAGUUAAAAUCAACCAUACGUUGUCUGUGCUCUGUGGGUGAACACAUCUAGUACUGUGUAAGGCUGAUGACGUUUGUUUCAAAAGCAAAUGUUUUCCUUUUCCUUCGUCGUCUUCCCACAAGAACAGGGUUGGAAAUAUUUAAGUCUUUAUAUAAUUUUCUAAGACAUGUUUGAAAAGGGGGCGAUUUCGUUCUUUUAGUCAUCAUUUACAAGUAAUAACUGGAAUGAAGGCCUUUUGUGUCUGCAAGGUAUACCAAAGCUCACAUGGAAGAGCUAAGUAGAGAGCAGUUGAUUUCAUUGAAAUGUCAUUCUUAUGCUUUCAGUGAGUGGAAAGGGAUUGAUGGACAUCUUUACCUUGUGAUAAAAGUGCUAAUUGUCUAGCUCAUAAUUAAACAGCAAAACCUGAAGCUUUCUUGACAGGAAUAAAGUAUUUUUAAAUCAACUGCUAGAGCAGCUGAUAUUUUAAAAUUGGAAGGUAUACCAUCAGAACGGAGAGAAUAUAAUAAAAGUGCUUUAUGACUUGUAAAGCAUUUUAUGAAUAAAAGACCAUCUGUGAUAAGUUUUGCAACAAUAAUUGGGCUUGACGUUUUUUGUUGCUUACUAUAACUGCUACUACACGCAUGCAGUUUUCCACAGCAGAAAUGAGUUCUGUAGAUUAAUGUUUUUAUGAGCCUUGUACUUAACAUUUUCCCAUAUUUAGCACUGUUCAGUCAGCAGCAAGUUUUAAUCGAGAGCAGGAAACGAAAGUAUUUGCAAGUGUACAUGCAUACUUGAAGAAUUGAAAAACUGCAAUGUUUUAGACGGCCAGAGAGAAAAACUAGCAAUUCCCUAACCUUUCCUUAUGUUUGGAUUAUUGGUAAUGUGUAGUGAAGAUUUAGAUGCUUUGAAAGGAAUAUAGUCAGCUGCUGAUAGCAUUUGCCUAGUAACUCACCGUCCAUGGACAGGCUUGUUUGUCUGCCGUUUCCACUUGUCUCGGAAUAGGGGCAUGUUGUACAAUGACUAAAAAGCACAUGAACUGAAAUUCUGGUGUUAAAAGCGUUCAGAGGCCUAUGUUCACGAACUAUCAUCAGACCAGUGUUUUCUCAGACCUCUUGUAGUUUUGCACACCUGUGAAAUUGUGCAUUGUGAUGGUUUUAAUCUUUAUAUAUUAUCGACCAGAUGAGUGACUUCUUGGGAUAAAAAUGACUCGCCAUGCCUAUACCAGUCACUACAAAGAUAACUUGUGUAAUAGUAUGAGUUUUAUGCUUUUCAUUUUCUUGGUUGUAUGUGGCUUGCACAGCAUUAAAUUUAAACUUGGCUGUCACUGGCAGGUGGAGUCAGCAGGUUGUCACCAUACUUGGUAACUUGUCAGUAAAUGCAUACUGUAUGAUUUGGCUGGCCAUAGUCAUAUCCCUUAAGUUGAGCCACAAAUUACUACUGAAGCAACACCAGCAUGGCGAUAAUAAGAAUCAUAAACACUUUUUUUUAAACCCAUCGUAUGUCCAUUAAAAUGGUUGUGGGCAGAAAAAAGAAAAAAAUGAAAUACAUUUCAUGUUUUUUUCCAAGGGUUAAUGUGAAUGGUUGUGUUAAACAUUGCAAACUGUACUGAUUCGAGCUGGAAUGCAAAAAUCCAGUCAUUUUUGGAGUGGCAUUUGGCUUUUCAUUUCUUUUUUUUCCCCCAAGUCAUGGAACUUUGAGAAAUUCAGAGAGGCAUGAAUAGGUUUUCUGUGUAGUCACUAUAGGUACCGGGGAUCAUGAGUGAAAAGGCAAGUGAAUGAAUGGAAGAGUAAGCUGUUAAUUGUUUCAUGUAAACACCGAUCCAGCCUCCAGCGCCAGACAAGAUCUGUUAAAUUGCAUUAGGACUGUACAUUUUGUUCCCUGUAAAUAUAUGCUAAUGUCAUAGCUCCUGUAAUGGAGCCACUCUUCAUUUCUUGGUUAUGAAGAUAAUGCACGACGCUGGGUUGGUUGCAAUUUCUAGACUUGGGCCCCUCCCUCCCUCUCAUCCCAAAGAUGAUGCAUGUUGAACACAUAACACACAGAUUGUGAAUUGUUAUCAAAAUUUAAUGGGUGAGUGGUGGUUGAAUGCUGGUGCUACAUUUUUAACAAUUCUGUUUUUAUUUUUGUUGGCCUACCUAUGAUGAUGGUAAUGGGAAAAAUAAUUUGUAAAAUGUCUGUCACUUCUGCCGAUGUAUCUGCAUAAUGAUUAUGCAACUUUUGUCUGCUUGUUUUUGCAAGAGUCUUUUGUGGCUGGCUUUUUUUCCCAAUGUCAAAAUGGUUGAGAAUAUGUGUACAUAUGAAAUAAAAGUACUUUAAAACUUC